AUGGAUUUACCGCCGCGAAGCUCCAAUUGGGUAGCGUUCGAGUCCACCUCUCUUCUCGUAAUUGCCAUUACAGCAGUUGCGGGUAAUGUUUUCAUAUGUCUUGCAACAGCAAGAAAUCCUAACCUACGAACGACGACGAAUUUAUGGGUAACGGCCUUAGCUGUUGCGGACUUAGCUCGCUCAUGCAUCACCGCGCCAAUGACUGUCGGAGCUCUUAUUUCUGGUCGCUGGAAUUACGGAACAGUAGGUUGUGUCAUACAGGGAUUCUUCACGUACUUUCUCACCCUCGUUUCCUUAAUAACCAUGGCGUUUAUGGCCUUGAACCGAUACUGCCGAGUUGUCAAACCAUCACUUUAUUUGAAAAUUUUUACCAAACGACGCUCUAUCGCCUUGUUGUCAGCAUCUUGGUGUUUCUUAGCGCUGACGGUCUCUUUCCCAGUGAUAAUAGGCUGGGCCGAGUUUUCUUUCUAUCCCGGUUACGCCGCCUGCGUUUUGAAAUUCCACACGCCAACUAUGACAAGAACCUUUCUCAUGAUGGACGCUGGGCUGAUCCUCUUCCCUUGCAUGGUUACAAUAGCCGGAUGUUACUUCAAAGUGUUGCGAGCCGUACGCCUACACAACCUUCAGGUUGUAUGUUCACUGCAAAGAUCAUCUCACAGUAAACUUAUAAGCGGAACGAAUAUAGAAGAAAUACGAGUGACAAAAACGCUCUUCCUCUUAGUUUCCACGUUUGCAAUUUGUUGGAUUCCCGCCUACACUAUCGCAUUUCUGUGCCGUGGAAAUCUUGUGAUGAUUUCGUUUCAAGGGACCCUUGCUGUCACGUUUCUCGUGGGGCUCAACUCAGCAUGUAAUCCCUUCAUAUAUGGGUACAUGAAUCGCUCCUUUAGAGUAGAGUUUUGGAAGCUUAUUCCUUGCAAAAGGGUGGAAAACCAAGUGGUGCCGCAGUUAGAAAUGGAAAACACUUCACCCCUGUCUUACGUUGGGACGCGGCAUUAACCAUUCGAUCAGCAUCAAAGUUCUCCUUAUGAUAUCGAUGCUUUAUAAAACAAAGCUGGUGAUGAGAAUUAGGGACAUGAUCACACAGCUUGAAUCUGGUUUUUACUUUAACAACUUCUUCCUAACAACCUCUAAAGGAUGUCUAUAAGAACAACAAUUAGACUUUGAAUUUUGAUGGUAGAGUUUGAAGGAUUAAGACCAUGAAACCAUCUGCUGCUCCGUAUUGUACCAAAGCAAAAACUUUUUAAACCCAACUUAGCCUGCGAAAACAGCCGACGCCGCACUGGUUUCUCCUCGAAAUAGGGUGCUUAUUCCAUCCCGUUUAAUUUGUCAAAUGAUGGCAAAUUUUUUUGGAGUUGAAUUCUAAAGGACUGCAUCAAAGUUCAGGAAAAGAAAAAGAAAGUCGUUGCCUUUUGUUCCCGUCCUCAACAAAACGUGAAAUUAGCCAGUUUCACGUUGUAGUCGUGCAACGACGGCAGAAAAAUGUACAAAAAAAGCGUGAUGCACGUGCAAACUUCUAAACCUAUUGCGUUUUGCCGUUCUCGUUGCCGUCGCCGUCGUCGUUGCGUAAGCUACCUAAUGAUGUCCGUUGAACGACGGCAGAAAUUUCAUACUAGUGACGGUUUGUUUGAAACAAAUUUCCAUCGUGGUACGACCAAUCAGACGCACUACCCAGAUCUGACUAGCAACACGUCAUCAGUACUGAAUUUCUGCGCUCGUUCCUCAAACGUCUUUUCGCGGGCAUACCACCGGUUGAGUCACGAAUUGUUGUCUGUUUUAGGCUAAAACCAACCGCGCUGCAAGUCGAAAAUCGAGAAAUAUUAAAGUUUCGUUUCGUAAACGAUUAAAUUACAACUGGUAUCAUAGAAAAAUAAUGCCAAAGAUGUGUUAUUUGAUGAUCACACGAAAGUACUGCUCAGUAGCUUUCAUUUGAAUGGUCACACCAUAGGAUUUCAUCCUCAGAUUCAAAAGUUAGAACCACCUUGUACAGCAUAAUAAACAGUACCACAGGAAAGUACUGCUCAGUAGCUUUCAUUUGAAUGGUCACACCAUAGGAUUUCAGCCUCAGAUUCAAAAGUUAGAACCACCGAGUACAGUAAUUCCGUUGUAUACAGAACCAACUGUGAGUCUUCAGCCUCUUAUAUAUCCUUUUUGUAAGUUUUUUUUUCUCCGGGUUUUUUUGCUUUGCUGAGGACUAAGAAGGGUUAGCAAAUACUUAGAUAUCACGUAAAUAUUCUGAACGUUUUUCGAAAGAGAAGUGUUAAGUCUUAAUGUUUCGCUAUCCAGGCCUGUCAGUAGUUUUCUGCGGAAACGCUGGUUAUUUUAGUUGCUAGUUGGUUAUUUUAGCUGCUAGAUUGCAGAAGAAAGUUCAAAUCUUGAGAAUUGUUUCGCUUUACACUACACGAGUACUUGACUUAACAGGAAACUGCAUGGAAAAUUUUGGACAGAAUUUCAGUCUGAUUCCUGAAUGGAAUCAGAAACAGCCUGCCGUUUGGGAAACCUGUGGCUAGCAUUUACUAGCCCCCAAUUUACAACAAAAUCGUAAAAAAUGCACUUGACAAAAUCCCUGAAAUGUUUGUAAAUUGUAAAUAAAGUUCCUACCAAGUGAGGUUUUUAAUUUACAAAAAGCUCCUUUUUUCAUUUGUAUCCGACUGAUUUGGUAAAUACUAAAAAAACUAUCCCCCUCAGGGUUGGCGAACAGUGCUAGAUAUAUACCUCGACGCUUCGCGUCUCGUUAUAUACCCACCAGUGUUCACCUCUCCUUCGGGGGAUAGUUGUAUACUACUUUCUUUGUACGCUGGGAAUGUCAAAACUUAACUAGCUGUUUAUCAGAAUCUUCAGUUUCCUGGGUCAGCGCUGGUGACAGUACACCGUCAGUUACAGCUGUAAAGUGAGUGUGCUGUCAACUGAGGACGACAUGGCUAAGAAGUGAUGACGUCACAAAAACUGAAUUUUAGAAUUUAUUGGAUUUGAGUGAAAUUAUCAGAAAGAACUAGGUGAAAACUGUCCGUGUGCCAAAAAUCAGCUGGUUCGAGCAAAUUGGCGCUGCGAUAUAUCCAAUGCAGACGACUUAAAUAAGAAUACUGGAUAGAAUAAACUGUCAUUUUUGUCUCGCCAUUUUAAAACACGCAAACCAAGCAAAAGGAAAUACUGUUUUUUUAUAACCACCUCCUUAGGUGCAAAAAGUGCACCUGGCUUGAAUCUUACCCUUUACGGUCUAGAGUAAGAAGGAUUUAUAUGGAGUUAUUAAAGAAUAACCUUGCGUGUAUCUCACAGCCAAUUUGCUCUAACAAGCUGAUUGUUAGCAAAUAGACAGUUUUCUUCUUGCUCUUUGUGAAUAUCUCUGUCAAUGCCAUAAUUUCACAAAUUUAAUUUUUUGUGACAUCGUACUGAGUCGUUUCCUGUUUGAAAAUCAUUCUGUGGAUGAUUCUAAGUGGACCCAGUGUGAGUAGAGUAGUCUUAGAUAGUGAUGAAUCAAGCUACGUGAUGAACAUAUAUAUAUAUAUAUAUUUUCAAUUAACUGUAAGCCGAAGAAUAAACACGUCGCCGCCUGUACGGAUGUAGCACACAGGAAGCCAUUAAAGAGAUCGCCCUUGAUAUUUUGUUGAUGAUUUGUAAAUACACACGUAAUCCAUAGGGGUGAAAGCUGUCACGCAUCUUUAAGGUUAGAAUAUGUUUGUGUGAAGGAUUUCAACGUGAUAACGCAAGCCGGACACAGAUUGCCGAGAACUCUGAAACGACUCUAGAUUUCGCCGACUUUCUCAGCGUUUGACUCGCGAAGUUGUUUCGAAGUGAAAAUGAUCCGUGUACAUGACAAACCUGAAUAGUAAUUAUUUGAUGGUAUACGCUGACACAAAUAUCUUCAAUUAUUCAAUACGUGCCUUUUCUUAAUGAAAAAAAAAUUAAUGCUAAGAUAAUCGUUUAACCCAUUCACCACUGGUACAGUCUCAGCAAUGCGUUGCGACUCCAGGCAACGGGCGGGUGCUGCCACGUUUCUCGUGUUUGUAGAAAGAUUUAGGCGAAGUUUUCACUUUGCUUGUCGAUUAUGUUUCCUUAUAUUUCAUAUCCAUGUCAGUAUUAACCUUAGAAUUAUUUUCGACAGUUUUUAUAUGCUGGUUUCAUAAGUUCAGAAAUUGUCUACUUGAAUCUAUAACGUUUUCUAUUUGCCGGGAACGUUUUUCAAGGGCCCUUUAGAUUCUGACAGAAAACAGCAACACUACUCGUGUGCCUUAUAGUUGGUAGUUUUUUUUGUUUAAUAUAACAUAACGAACAUGAAAUUUGAGUCGGUUAUUUGCCGUUCGAGUUUGUUGGGUCCUAUGUAUUGUUCAAUGCAGGAAAUGCCAUUAAAAUUCAAAUUUGAAAUAUUCACUACCAUACCUUAAAAUUGAUGUGACUUGAUCNUAGAUUUCGCCGACUUUCUCAGCGUUUGACUCGCGAAGUUGUUUCGAAGUGAAAAUGAUCCGUGUACAUGACAAACCUGAAUAGUAAUUAUUUGAUGGUAUACGCUGACACAAAUAUCUUCAAUUAUUCAAUACGUGCCUUUUCUUAAUGAAAAAAAAAUUAAUGCUAAGAUAAUCGUUUAACCCAUUCACCACUGGUACAGUCUCAGCAAUGCGUUGCGACUCCAGGCAACGGGCGGGUGCUGCCACGUUUCUCGUGUUUGUAGAAAGAUUUAGGCGAAGUUUUCACUUUGCUUGUCGAUUAUGUUUCCUUAUAUUUCAUAUCCAUGUCAGUAUUAACCUUAGAAUUAUUUUCGACAGUUUUUAUAUGCUGGUUUCAUAAGUUCAGAAAUUGUCUACUUGAAUCUAUAACGUUUUCUAUUUGCCGGGAACGUUUUUCAAGGGCCCUUUAGAUUCUGACAGAAAACAGCAACACUACUCGUGUGCCUUAUAGUUGGUAGUUUUUUUUGUUUAAUAUAACAUAACGAACAUGAAAUUUGAGUCGGUUAUUUGCCGUUCGAGUUUGUUGGGUCCUAUGUAUUGUUCAAUGCAGGAAAUUCCAUUAAAAUUCAAAUUUGAAAUAUUCACUACCAUACCUUAAAAUUGAUGUGACUUGAUCACGCAUCAAAUCGAAGAUUUUAUUAAGUGAGCAGGCUUCUCGUUUGUAAUUACAGAAAGAGGCGUGGACAUCAUUUUUCAAUCAUUUCACUUAAUAAAAGUAACGCGGUCCUGAAAAUGCUGAACGCUUAAAAAAACGCGAAAAAUAUUUUUACUAUAUGUAAAAAAGCAUAGAAAUAUCAGCCUUUACAAUAAGAUCUUUAAAUAGAACGAAUGGAUGCUAAUCGGUUGUCAAGAAAUAUGACUUUUAUGACACCCUUUGGACAUGAAGCGCUUUUAUGACGUCGAGUGAUUCCUGCCUAUCAAAAAUAUUGCAUCGGGUGAUGUGUGCCCCCAGAUGCCAUUUUUAUCCUGAACAGGACUCAGCGUUAAGGCGUAUAAUCGUGUGGAUUCGCAGGUAAGUGAGAAAAUGAUUCUGUUUAGCUUUUUUGACUCCCUCUGCAGGCGGCCAAAGGCAAAAUUUCAUGAGAAAUGUCCAAAUUCCGCUCUGUAAAAAACUGACAAAUAAAUAGUAUCAUGUACAAGCAAUGCCAAAGAGGUUACAAUUACAUACUUAUCCAAAAGCUAGAUGAAAAGAUGUUACCAACACUGAACAUUUCAACUGUUACAAAAGAACGAAACAUAUAUUAUCUGAGUUUGGAUUAAAAUGUUGGAAAUGGCAUUGAAAAAGUGUGAACCCUCGUUGAUGCAAAAUCACAAACAUAAGAGAUCACAACAAUAUUUUGAACUAUUUAUUUCACAAAAGACUAAGUGCAUUAAGAAACGAGUCUAACAGGCGGCUUUCACGACUCAGCGUUUACCUGCAGGAUUGAUGGAUUUAAACCACGGAGAUGAGAAACUCUACGCCUAACAAUACUAUCAUAAUUACUUUUGCCUUUCAAUGUGUAUGAGAUUUAAAGGAAAAGCCUUAAAUAUACAGUUCACCUUUCGGUUCAUUUCGCUUAAAAGCUGGCUUCAGGCGAUUCAGUGUAUUAUCGAGAACAAAUAACACUUAAAAUCUUUAGCCGUAUUCUACCUUUGAUAUGUUUCCAAGAAAUGGUUGAAUUUCCGCGCGUUAAACGGGAGGGGGAUACCUUCUUUCCUCAGCAAUGAAAGUCUUUAAAGACAUUCGCAACGAUAACUACAAUACAUAUUUCUUUUAGGUAUAUAUUGUUUUCUCUUAACGACUGAAAUGUACGCAAGGUUUAAGCUUUUAACUCCAGGCAAGUUAAUUACUUAGUAUAUCGUAAGACCCCUUGUUAAAAAUUGAAAUUUACUAAAUGUUUUUCGAUUACAGACCCCGAAAUCGAAAGAAGGAAAAUUGAACUCAUAACCUGGGUCCUAUAAGCUUAAUGGCAUACACAGUUCUUUUGAACAUCCUGCCGAGUUUUUAAUUAAUUUCUUGGUUUAAAAUGAUCCUACUUAAUUGAAAUAAGUGGGAAAAGAUCAAAGAAAGGAAAAUAGAAAUUUCCCGACCAUAUGCACACGUAUAUUCAUUCAUUGAAGCGCAAGGAAGCAGGUUUAAGCUGCGGCCAUAUCAAAUAAAUACUACUUCUUGUGCAUUUUAUUCUUUUGACCAUAAGUUAAAUACUAAAUCUUGAAAAGACAUAUUUAAACUUUAAAGAAUGACAUUUCGAUCCGUACCAACCUUCUCCUUGAGUUAAAAGUAAUUUUUUUAUUGUUCUCGGUUAGCGAUUUUUAUUUAUUUUUCAUGAACUAAUUGAAGACAGCUGUCGAAUGAAAAAGCAAAUACGAUCUGCGAAAUAAGGUUUUUUUUCAGAUAAACUAGGCAAAUAAUAUGGAUACAACUGUCAUCUUCAAUUCCAUAACUUAUGUAUUCUUGCUAAUCUCACUGAACUGAAGAUAAUUAUUUCAGUUCCAGUAUUUCAGUUUAGUAGCUCCAGCGGGGCCAUUUCCUAUGAAACAGUUUUGAAAAAAAAUUAACAGCGCAGAAGGCAAUCUCGUGUUUAUUCAGGUCCAUUUCCACCAUGCCUGUCAAAGUUUAAUGGUUUAAGUAUCAUUUCGUUUCUUGACCUCAUUUUGAUGCUGUUUCACUCCAAACAACUGUUAGUAUUUUGUUUGACUUUCGAGUGUGGACCUUCAUGCUCUACCAAUCUCUAUAAACCAUCUCUGUUUUUGAACUACCAGUUGUCAGGAACAAAUCAUGAUCAUCGGGGUUGUUUCACUUGCAAAUUGGUUCUAGCAUUACCGAGCCUUAUUGACGAGAUCAAGCAAAACUAACUACGAGAGAAUGACAAUGGCAGGGGCGGGUCUAGGGGGAGGGUGCAGGGGGUGCUUACCCUCCCCCCUGAGAUGACCUGCGGUUUUCUAAUACAACUGGUACUCUGCAAAAAAAAACUAUGUGGUUUAUUGGUGUUGAAGUAGAGCAAGAGACGAGUGCACCUCUCCUAAAAAAAUCCUGGAUCCGGCCCUGAAUGUGACUAACAAUAGACGACCGUUUAACUGUGACAAUAGACGGAUCGAAGCGCACCAAUUACUGAUUACGAGUCUUCAUAGCCAAUAACAUCACGGCUUGGCUGACAGACGACCAAUAACAUCGCGACGUAAUUGACCAAUCAGAUCAAUAACCGGAGUAUGAUACCAUCAACUGACGUGAUACAACUCACGUUGACUCUGAAGAUGACUACCGCACAGGUUGUCGAAACGUCAUUCACUGUCAACAACAACAGUCCUAUUCAGGACUACGUUCACCCGGACGAUCAGACUCAACCUACUUUUGAUUACUGAUUCUGUGGACGAAAUCCGUGAAUGUGACCAUGACAGUACUAUAUGCUCCUCAUCGGUAUUUAUCAAGUGUUAUCAUCAAAACUGGCAAUUUUGCUUAAACCCUUUCGAUCCACGUAGAGUAAUAAGUAAUGGAGCCUUGAGCUUGAUCCCUAUAAAUGAAACCGGCCUGCGGUCAGUGUGAUUAUUCAAACCUGACCUCUUUGGCAGUUAACUUUCACGUGGUAUCAACAGUUUGUCGGUAUUUUGCAAAAUGAGGUUUGGAAAUUUUGUUGAAUGUUGUUGUUGACCUCGGUUUCAACGGUCUCAGGAAAGGAGUUCAUGUUAACCGUCGGCAUGAUUCCUGAUAGGCAAUAGUGUUGUGAUGUCAGUUGUGGACGGUCGUACGGGGGGAUCUCUGGCACGGUUCACGGACCAAAAAAGUAACUAAUCACGAAUCACAGAUAUCAAACUUUCAUUUCAGUUUCGAGUCACAUAAUCAACAUGUAAAGUACCGUUUUUUAUCUUGUUCUUCCGCAAAAAGAAAAGUGGUAAAAGAGUGUCUAAAAAACAGCUCGAAAGUGGCGAAAAGAAAAAGCACGACUGCAAAUAGCAGCUUACAAAAAUUCAUCAUUUUCAUUUAAUGCUUUCACGUUCUUUAUUUUUCUUCCGAAGUUCUCGACACUAAAAAUCAGGGAGAAAUAAGAAAUAAAAUCACCAAUAUCGAUUAUUAAUUCGAGCUUUUCUCGGGGCACGAACAACCAUUUGGUCACGGAACACCACUACUGAAUUCACGAUUCGCGAAAAACAAUAAUCACGUAUCACGAAAGUACUACUGUACGACCCUCUUUAUAGGUUUGAAAAGCUGAGUGAAGCUAAGCGAUUUGAACACGGUGCAACGAAUCAAAGAAAUAUGUUUUUAUACCAUAGCCGUGUGUCUAGGUUGACUGGUUGGCUAUCCAUGUUUGUUUGUAUUUUUGACAACUUCGUUGCUUGCAGGUGAAAAUUCUAACGACUACUAGUAAAAGAGGCCUCGGCUGAAUUUAUUUUUAAGCGUUAUUUGGCAAAAACGGUUGCGUUAAGAUCUCUAACAUCUUAAUAAUUAGUUUUAAAAAUUGUCAGAAUGACAACUGAACAACUCAAAAUAGGUGUGGUUUUGAAAACAGCAACAGGCUCUACCAACAUGUAUAAAAUUUCUGUUUAAUGCAUAAUUGUUGAUAGUCUUAUUCUUGCGUACACCUUUUUUUUUCUAUUAGAUAUUGCUUGCGCAAAAAAGGUUCAGUAUUUAUUGUUGUGCGGGUGAUAUAUAUAUCUCGUUUUCGUCUAGACCGUCCAAUUAAAAUUCUAGGAUCUUUUUAUUUGUAACAGAUUUUUCUACAAUUCAAACACCAGUUUUCUACCAAGAUCAAAGAUAAGCCCUCAUGGCUAGUGGCGAGGACAUCACUCUCUUAACACUGUUCUCGAUCCUGGAGAUAAUUUGUCUUUCGUUCAACGUGAUCGUCUGUGUAGCCAUUUAUCGGAGCAAGUCCCUGAAAAUACCAAUGAACAACCUGAUAUUUCACCUGGCAAUCUCGGAUUUUGUAAUCGGUCUGUUUAUCCUACCUCGACAUGUGUUUACUGCGGCGUUUCGACAUCCCGUUGGCAUCGCUGGGGACUACCUUUGCAAGUUUAUCACGGGUAGUGGAAUUCUUUGGACUAGCUCCACAGCAUCUGGGUUUCUGCUUAUCGCCAUCGCUGUUGAACGCUUUAUGUCACUUAGAAUUCAGAAUCAGGGAAAGGAAAUAACUACUGCGCGGCUUAAGCGAGUGGUCGCAUUUUGUUGGAUUACAGCCGUAUUGGCGAAUCUACCAACGCUGAUUGUGUUUAGUUAUGAUGAACAAACGGACUUCUGCCAUGAAAAGUGGCCGACAUGGGUCUCUCCAAAAGCUUACGUUGCGUGUAUUUUUCUUUUUGGUAUAAGUUCAGUUUUGGUUAUGUUUGUUCUGUACACUCAAGUGAUAUAUACACUUUGGAACAGGCAAAGACGGGCGACAGAAAUUUCCCAGGCGGCGCGAAUUCGCGCGAGAAAAAAUAUCACAAAGUUACUGGUUCUAGUAACCUUUAUUCAUACAGUUUGUCGUUUACCCAACUACACGACUUAUUUACUGGCAUACUAUGCUCCGUCGGUCAGCUAUGGAUCAAACGUUUACAAUUUAACCGUGUUGCUGAUCCUACUGAAUUCCACACUACAUCCGUUUAUGCUGUUCUCGAAUGUGCAGGGAUUCACACGGCCAUUGUUCGUAUCGUUCUUCUGUUGCCGUGAUAACAGAGUCGUUGUCGAGCCAGAGAGCGAGCACGUAAGUUUGCAAGCUGUACGACCGUCAUUGUUUCUUUUACGUGACACAGAAACCGGUUUGAUGUCCAGACCUUUGGCACCCCCCAGCCGGCCGCACAGCAGUUCGUGA
Porites evermanni is the source of this 10201-nucleotide messenger RNA. The record is from the annotation of a GenBank genome assembly. Lineage: Eukaryota; Metazoa; Cnidaria; Anthozoa; Scleractinia; Poritidae.